This is a messenger RNA of Necator americanus (New World hookworm), 720 nucleotides long. RefSeq lists its product as uncharacterized. Lineage: Eukaryota; Metazoa; Nematoda; Chromadorea; Rhabditida; Ancylostomatidae. The record is from RefSeq and is a predicted model, not a curated record. The coding region runs from base 1 to 720 and encodes 239 amino acids. The transcript is spliced from 8 exons. Gene Ontology annotation, cellular component: intraciliary transport particle A.
AUGACGUCACACAUGGACCACAUUCUACCUGAUCUACCCAAUCAGUCGGCUAUUGCCAUGAACGAAUGGAUAAUUACGGAAUUGAUAGCAAGCCGAAAUCAUAGGAACGAUUCAAAGGAAGUUAACGAUGGAUUUGACGAUAAUGAUGCCUCUGACUUGAAUAUUCGUGUUAAAGAUCGUACCGGUGAUGAUGUUCUUACAUCGGGGAGGAAAGGCCGUAUUGGUGGUUUAUUCAAGGAAGCCCCGAUCAAAGGAUUGAAAGAAGGUGCAGCUGAGGCUCUGAAGCGCCCAUUGACAGGAAUAUUUCGUCGACCUGGUUCUCGUUCUGGUCGGAAGCAAGAAGAUUUUGGUCUUGUUUCCUCAAGUGGCCAAGGUGAUCACGGAGGAGGCUUUUUGGAUGAGCGAAGCUUGUCUCCUGAACCUGCCGGGUCAUCUAGAGCACGUGGCACCACUUCGCCUUCUGAAUUCGAUUCAGUUGCGAAGGCUCCUCUCCUCACGGCAUCGCAGUUGCAUGGCAUGCUUCAAAUAGACGCAUUUGCCUCGAAAUAUCCACAUCUUGCAAAAAUAGAUGACAUCGAUAUCUCCCUGUUAUCCCGCUAUCUUUAUACCGAAGAAGAGGUGCAAGAUGAGGACGUACCAUGGACCAUCGACUACCUUCUUGCGUCGCUUUCUUCGGAAAUGCGGGAAGAGUGCGCGCAGGAAGAAUCAGAAGACUCCUAG